Miscanthus lutarioriparius is the source of this 963-nucleotide messenger RNA. The record is from the annotation of a GenBank genome assembly. NCBI's taxonomy places the organism in Eukaryota, Viridiplantae, Streptophyta, Magnoliopsida, Poales, Poaceae.
AUGGUGGGGUGGCUGAAGGUGCUGGCGUACAGCGCCGGGGGCGUGGCGGUGGCCGGCCUAGCGGCGCUGGUUGCGCUGCAGGAGCGCCUCGUCUACGUGCCCGUGCUCCCGGGCCUGCCGCGCGCGUACCCCAUCACGCCCGCCCGCCUCGGCCUCAUCUACGAGGAUGUCUGGCUCCGCGCCGCGGACGGCGUGCGCCUCCACUCCUGGUUCAUCCGCCACUUCCCCACCUGCCGAGGUCCAACCUUUCUGUUCUUCCAAGAAAAUGCUGGCAACAUUGCUCACCGUUUGGAAUUUGUUCGACUAAUGAUGCAGCGACUACAGUGCAACGUUUUUAUGCUUUCUUACAGAGGGUAUGGUGAGAGUGAUGGUUAUCCUUCUCAGAAAGGGAUCACAUAUGAUGCACAGGCUGCACUUGAUCAUCUAGCUCAGAGGAAGGACAUUGACACAACCAGGAUAGUUAUCUUUGGAAGAUCUUUAGGAGGUGCUGUUGGAGCAGUUCUUGCCAAAAACAAUCCUGACAAGGUGGCCGCUCUAAUACUGGAAAAUACAUUUACAUCUGUACUGGAUAUGGCUGGUAUUAUGCUUCCGUUCUUAAGAUGGUUCAUAGGUGGGAGCUCUUCUAAAGGUCCAAAACUUCUGAACUGUGUUGUUCGCUCUCCAUGGAAUACACUUGAUAUUGUUGGAGAGGUCAAACAACCCAUUCUCUUCCUUUCUGGAUUGCAAGAUGAACUAGUCCCCCCUCCACACAUGAAGAUGCUAUAUGACAAAGCUUCUGAUCAUAACAGAAAUUGCAGAUUUGUUGAUUUUCCUAGUGGUAUGCAUAUGGAUACCUGGAUGUCUGGAGGGGACCGCUACUGGAGGACAAUCCAAUUGUUCUUGGAUCAAUACGCUCCUGGAGUACAGAAUCGUGAUGCCAGCUUCAAAAGUGAAAUUACUGAGGAUGAUGAAGCUGCUGAUUGA